This is a messenger RNA of Hibiscus syriacus, 856 nucleotides long. RefSeq names its product zinc finger CCCH domain-containing protein 3-like. NCBI's taxonomy places the organism in Eukaryota, Viridiplantae, Streptophyta, Magnoliopsida, Malvales, Malvaceae. Gene Ontology annotation, molecular function: zinc ion binding; nucleic acid binding. The coding region runs from base 158 to 547 and encodes 129 amino acids. The record is from RefSeq and is a predicted model, not a curated record. Gene Ontology annotation, cellular component: U12-type spliceosomal complex. The transcript is spliced from 4 exons.
GAAGGCAAAGGCUUCUUUCUUCUUCUACAAUUUGGCUUCUUUGUAGCAUCGUCGGCAACCAUUGGAGGACUGAGGAACAUCCUAGUGUUAUAAUAGAUUAAAUAAUAGCAGUAAAUUGAACAAGUGAUAGGAGAGAGAGAAAAGAAAAGGGGAAAAAAUGCCGAUAGGGAAGUACUACUGCGACUACUGCGAUAAGCAGUUCCAAGACACCCCGGCCGCUCGAAAACGCCACCUGCAGGGCGUCCAACACCUCCGUGCCAAAGCCCAAUGGUUCCAAUCCCUCAACUCCCCCGAUCUCUAUCAAAGUUCAUCGCAACCCUUUUCAAGAGGCGUCUGCAAUCGCUUCCUCAAUACGGGAUUUUGCCAGUACGGAGAUAACUGCAAAUAUUUCCAUCCCAACACCGAUUCCCGAAGACCUAUUCCUCAACCUGCACCAGGUGGUGGUGAGGGACCCGGUAUGACAAUGUCGUGGGGCAAUCUGCCGCCAUCCUUGCAGCCUCCUCCGGAGUCUGGUUAUCCAUCGCUUCCCUUUGUGGAUUGGGGUUAAAACAACCGGUUGUCGGGUAAGUUAGGAAUGCGAACUUGUAAAAUUUUAAUUUUAAGAGAUUGAAAAUAUAUUAUCAAUAGAAAAAAAAUUAAAUUAGUCAAGAAUUUAAAAAUUUUAGGAACAGCCACUCUGCUAACCUCCCUGGAUCCAUCCUUAUAAUUGUUCCUAUGUUCAACUUCCCUCGGUCCAUCCCUUUGAAUGUUCCUGUGCUUUUUAGACGCCAAUUUUUUCAUAUGCUGCUAUGUCUUCUUCAUUAUUUAAGCUAUAAUGUCUUUAUUAUACGCUAAUGGUAAUGCAUGUUAAAUAAAA